This is a messenger RNA of Exophiala bonariae, 1182 nucleotides long. RefSeq lists its product as uncharacterized. Lineage: Eukaryota; Fungi; Ascomycota; Eurotiomycetes; Chaetothyriales; Herpotrichiellaceae. Gene Ontology annotation, biological process: protein targeting to vacuole; proteasome-mediated ubiquitin-dependent protein catabolic process; protein catabolic process in the vacuole. Gene Ontology annotation, cellular component: GID complex. Bases 1 to 1182 code for a protein of 393 amino acids. The record is from RefSeq and is a predicted model, not a curated record. The transcript has a single exon.
AUGCCAACCCAUGCAUCGGUUACGCCUGACAGCGCCCAAGUCCAGUCUGAGAUAGAUCAGGCCAAUGUCGCCUGUCCUCUUCCAUUGACACCACCUCCCGAGCACUAUGACGACCAGCGGUAUGAUCGAGCCAUCGUUCAACAGGAUCGCAACAAUACAAAUGGCGAGUUUCGUAGCAGCUUGAGCAACAACACGGCCGCCGCUAUGUCAGAGAUGCAAGAGGCAAGCAUGUACACGCCGGGUCCGGACUUUGAAGAGAAGCUACAUCCCGAAGUCCCCGAGCAACAGACGGACUUGGAUGGGGUCAGUAAUCAAGAGGCCUCAGCUGCGGCUUCGAAUCAUAAGUUGGGCGGAGAGUCGCAAUCUGCACAAUACGAAGCCGAGGACUCUCUGCCGUCCAACUCGGAUCAAGUUUCAUCUAUACGUCAUACAUCGCCAGAUAUGGACGUGGUAGAGACAAAAUCCGAAGCGGACAAGGCGAUAGACAUAUCUCUGGGAACUGGCCAUUUGCCUGCCUCGGAUUCGUCCGACAAGAACAACAGGACCGGGGUUUUCGCCAAAAUUAGGCCAGCAGGAGUGCCACCGAUCGACCAAGAACUAGAUUGGACGAGCGACGCCAAACCCUGGGAUUUUUCAGGUCGGCGAUUGCGACCUCAAUACCCGUCGGCUACAUUCCAGCCAUACUCUGUGUUUAAAGGAACCCAACAAUCUGACCGGCAGAUCUACAAUGUGGAGGUGACGAUCCUCACAGUGGAUCUGGAACAAGCCAGCAUGUCUGGGUAUCUACAAAUAUGCGGUCUUACCCCGGACCAUCCUACAUUGACGACUUUCUUCACUGGCGAAAUCAUUGGAGGGCCCGAUCAAAAGUAUAGCUUUAGAACUGGCGACCCAAGUUGGGGCGCCAGUGAUAAGACUGAUUUAACGCAUUGGGCAAGAUUUGCUGCAUGGCGGCCACUCAGUCUGCACGCGAAGCGAAACAUCAAUUUUGUAUACCCCAUGAACCACGAGGAUUGGUGGCAACAAGAACAUAUCUUUAUGAGAUGGAAGGAACACUUCUUGGUUCCUGACUAUAAGCUCAAAAGCAUCCAAGGAGCGAGCUUCGAAGGCUUCUAUUAUAUCUGUUUUAAUCAAAUCGAGGGUCGCGUGAGUGGGAUAUACUUUCACUCCAAGAGCGAAAAGUGA